AUGCCCAAGGACGCUGCUCCCGAAGUUAUGCCCGAGCUCGGCGCCCAGCGCCUCUUCUCGCUCGACGGCAAGAUCGCCCUGGUCACCGGCGGUGGCACGGGCAUCGGCAAGAUGAUCGCCGCCACCUACAUCCGCAACGGCGCCAAGGUGUACAUCGCCAGCCGCAAGCUCGCCGAUCUUGAAAAGGUGGCUACCCAGCUCUCCAAGCUCGCCCCCAGCGAUCCCGAGGGCAAGAAGGGCCUCUGCGUCGCUCUCCAGGCCGACGUCGGCUCCAAGGCCGGCUGCGAUGCGCUCGCCGAGCAGGUCAAGAAGGCCGAGUCGCGCCUCGACAUCCUCGUCAACAACUCUGGCCUCACCUGGGGCGCCCCCAUGGUCGACUUCCCCGAGCAGAAGGGCUGGGACAAGGUGUUUGACCUCAACGUCAAGAGCCAGUUCUAUCUCACCGUCGCCCUCCUCCCCUUGCUCGAGAACGGCAAGAGCAACACCGAGCACGCCACCGUCCUCAACAUCGCCUCCACCGCCGCCAUCGUCCCUCUUGCUGAGGGCGGCCUCUCUGCUCCCGGCAACGGCACCUACUCGUACCAACCCUCGAAGGCGGCGUCGCUCCACCUCACCAAGGUGCUCGCCAACUCGCUCGCCGAAAAGUUCAUCAUGGUCAACGCCAUCUGCCCCGGUGUCUUCCCUUCGCGCAUGACCGCCUACGGCCUCGAGGAGAACCGCGACCUGCUCGAGGGCAUCCAGCCCACCGGCCGUGUCGGCACGCCAGAGGAUAUUGGCGGUGUCGCCAUGUUCUUCGCUUCGCGCGCAGGCGCCCACUGCACCGGCACCGGCAUCGUCGUCGACGGCGGCCAGAGCAUCCAGUUCCAGCCCCGCCUCUAG
Moesziomyces antarcticus is the source of this 879-nucleotide messenger RNA. Its product is annotated as rhamnolipids biosynthesis 3-oxoacyl-reductase. The record is from RefSeq and is a predicted model, not a curated record. The transcript has 2 exons. Lineage: Eukaryota; Fungi; Basidiomycota; Ustilaginomycetes; Ustilaginales; Ustilaginaceae. The coding region runs from base 1 to 879 and encodes 292 amino acids.